AUGAACAGCAACCCACUACUGAAAUUGCUGGGCGAACAAUCUCUAACAAACGGCAGGGUGCUGGUACUGGUUCAGCUGAAUGGGGGAAACGAUGGUUUAAAUACGGUUAUUUCGUUAGACAGGGCUACCGAUAUAUGGUUAACGGGCUCUUCUUCCAAUCAGUAUCUAACUACGGGCUGGCUGGGCCGCACGGUUGACCAGCAAUAUCCCGGCUACCCGGAUCCGGCAUCGCUGCCCAAUGCAGAUCCGCUGGCGGUUCAGAUAGGAUCUCAAUCAUCAUCCAUGAUGCAAACCAGCCAGACCAAUGCAGCGUUUACUGUAACAGAUCCCAAUUCAUUUAAUGAUUUUGUAAAUGAUGUGGUACCGGUAAUGCCGGAUACCCCUUACGGAAGGGAAGUUACUUUUUUGAGAAAAUUGCAGCAGUCAACAGAAGAAUAUUCCAAUGUCAUCAAAACAGCCUAUGGCCUUGGCGCCAACCUGGCCGGCUACCCCGCCAAUAAUUCAUUGGCCAAUCAAUUGAAGAUUGUGGCCAGGCUUAUCAAAGGCGGGUUAAAAACACCGCUCUACAUUGUUAAUCACCCCAAUAGUUUUGAUACCCAUGCUGCACAGAAAGAUUUGGAUCAAUUGGGGAUUAAAGACCGGGUUACCGGAAUGACCUUUACUGAAUUUGGACGCCGCAUUAAAUCCAACGCAGAUGCAGGUACAGACCAUGGUACUUCCAUCCCCAUGUUCUUUUUUGGAACCAAACUGAACCCGGCGCUCACCGGUACCAGUCCGGUAUUGCCGGCCAAUGCGGGCACCAACGACCAGAUACCCAUGCAGUUUGAUUUCAGAUCCGUUUAUUAUACAGUGUUGCGCGAGUGGUUCCAGUUAACAGAUGGAGAUCUCAGCAAUGUGUUGUUUCAACCUUACCCGGCCCUGCCUAUUUUUAACCAGCUGGCAUUACCGGUAAACAUAUUGUCAUUUACGGGUAACUGGAAGAAUGCGGCGGUGUCAUUACAAUGGACUACAGACAAGGAAAUCAAUAUUGACUAUUAUGAAAUUCAGCGCUCAGACGAUGGCGUAAACUACAGCAAAAAAGGAACGGAGCUGAAUUACAAGUUUAUUACAGAUCUGGACAUGUACAUGAAGAUUGAUGAGGGGUUAAAGCAUAAUGCUGUUAUCAAGAAUAUGCAACAGUUCAAACGGGUCUUAGCUAUUGAAAAGUACAAAGAUAUUUUGAAUACGAUUUCGAAAGAAGUGCAUGUAAUGGAAAUCGAACUGGAAAUUUCUGCAAAUCCUACGGGGACUGUAACAGGGUACGCCGUGCGUACAGCAAAGGAUGGUCAUUCAUUUAUUACUUUGGAACUUAAUGGAGGUCUGGAGUUCGUGCAGUCUAUGGAGACAGGGAAUUUUUACGCAACCACACGCAAAUGUAGUAUGCCAUGCACGUUUGGGGAACCAUUGGCUAAAACAAUGGUUGGAGUAUCUCUUCCGGGAGAAGUAGUAAGGGUGCAAGCUGAGCCUUACGAGUACACCAUUAAGGAAACCGGGGAGGUUAUUACGCUGAACUACAGUUAUGAGUACCAGCCAGAAACUGAAAAGCAGUCCGUUCCCAAAUUGGAAAUGAAUUUCAUUGAUAAGGAUAAGGCAAUCGCGGAAAAUCGGAGAAUUAACGAUCAGCUCGAAAAUCAAAAACAGAUAUUAGUAAACAUUGGGUCAACUUUAAACGAGGAUAAACUUUCGAAAAGCUUUGAGCUGCAGACUGAGGAAUUGGAGGUCGCAGUUGCCCUAACGGGUUUGGAUGUCAAGCAAGAUAAUUUGGAAAACAAGUUGCACAAUGACACCAAUUAUUCAGGAGGAGUAUCAACCGACGCCUCUUUCUCGGGUGGCAUGCCAGGCGGCGUCAUGCCAUUUUCUGCAGCGCCGGGUAGCAGUGGAUCACCCCCAAAGAAACCCAUAGCACUACUUUUUCUGUCAGCCCCACAUACCAGUGUGAAUGUACAUCGGGGCUUUCAAUCAGCGUGUUAA
Molecule: messenger RNA, 2010 nt
Organism: Ostertagia ostertagi
Lineage: Eukaryota; Metazoa; Nematoda; Chromadorea; Rhabditida; Trichostrongylidae
Source: the annotation of a GenBank genome assembly